AUGUUACGCCAAUGCUCGAAGGCUCUCUCCCGUAAAUUAGUACAAUCAUCAUCAAACAACAAUUAUGGCAUGAUCAAGAAGGUCAUUGCAUCAUCAUCGGCCAAGAAUGAUCUCUUCGGAAAGUAUUCUAUGGGUUCUUUGAUGAUAUUUCAAAAUGAAAUGGCAAGCAAGAUGAUGAUGAGAGGUUACCAAUUUAAUACAAAGGAAUUUACUGUGGGAGGAAAUAUUUCUACUCAUGGUGCUAUUCCUGGUUUACAAAUUUCAAAUUCUGAGAGCUAUUCCGAGAGAUUGAGAACUACUUUGUUGAGUCCAAUUGUCAUCGUUCCACACGCUGAACAAUGGGUAGUCGAACGUUUUGGACGUUACUGCAAGACCUUGGACAGCGGUAUUCAUUUCUUAAUUCCAUUAUUGGACACUAUUGCUUACAAGCACACAACCAAGGAAAUUAUUUUGGAAGUCAACAAACAAACAGCCAUCACUAAAGAUAACGUGCAACUCAAUUUGGAUGGUGUCUUGUACACUCGUAUUACUGACGCCUACAAGGCAAGUUACGAAAUUGAAAAGCCAUUUGUUGCCAUUAUGAACUUGGCUCAAACAACCAUGCGUUCAGAAAUUGGUAAAAUCACACUCGAUAAUACCUUCGCAGAGAGACAACAUUUGAACGAGAAAAUUGUGCAAGGUAUCGAAAAGAUUGCAUCUGGAUGGGGUAUUUCAAUUCAACGUUACGAAAUUAGAGACAUUCAAGUUCCAACUCAAAUUAAACAGGCGAUGGACCUUGAAGCUGAAGCUGAACGUAAGAAGAGAAAGACUGUCUUAGACUCUCUCGCUGAAAAGGAAGCUCAAGAAAACGUUGCUAAGGGUAGAAAGACUGCUGUUGAGUUGGUUUCUGAAGCUAACAUGAUUGAAGAAAUUAAUCUUGCCAAGGGUAAGGCAUUUGCUGUCAAGGCUGCAGCUGAAGCUUACGCAGAAGCCAUUGAAAGAUUGGCCUCCGCUAUUUCACACGAAAAUGGAGAGAAAGCUGUUGCAUUGAAGAUUGCCGAAAAUUAUAUUGAACAAUUUGGUAGACUUGCCAAGACUGGUAACACUGUCAUUAUUCCAUCCAAUGUCAGCGAUGUUUCAUCACAAGUGACUCAAGCUAUCACCAUCUUUGACAAGAUCUUUAAUCAAUCAAACAAAAAGCUUGACAUUUCCAAGGAAGAGGCAUUGUUGAGGCUGAAAGAAAUGUCAGGAAUUCAAGAGCCAACUGAGGUUAAGGCUACUGAAAAGCCAGCCACUACCCCUUCUGCUAGCACUGUUAAAAAGUAA
This is a messenger RNA of Naegleria lovaniensis, 1305 nucleotides long. RefSeq lists its product as uncharacterized. NCBI's taxonomy places the organism in Eukaryota, Heterolobosea, Eutetramitea, Acrasida, Naegleriidae. Gene Ontology annotation, cellular component: membrane. The record is from RefSeq and is a predicted model, not a curated record. Bases 1 to 1305 code for a protein of 434 amino acids. The transcript is spliced from 2 exons.